This is a messenger RNA of Peronospora belbahrii, 609 nucleotides long. The record is from the annotation of a GenBank genome assembly. Lineage: Eukaryota; Oomycota; Peronosporomycetes; Peronosporales; Peronosporaceae.
AUGAUCCCAAUGAACACGCACGAAGACAGCACAAUUACCACCACAUCUGCACCACCAACGCCUGUUACUCGCGGUCUAUGGUCGGAGCAAGAGCAUGAACAGUUCCUACAUGCCAUGAAAAUGUUCCCGACGGGACCAUGGCGCUCGAUUGCUGCCUUCAUUGGUACGCGGUCGAUCAAGCAGGUACAGACGCAUGCUCAAAAGUACCAGCAAAAGAUCAACCGUCGACGUCGUGGUCUUCGAAAACAGAAAAAGAAAUUCGUGCGCCCCGAGCACCGGGUGGACGCCCAUGCUACGGGUUGCAUUCAGCGUGUCAAGAAUUUUGCCGUGCAGGGCUCACCUCGCUCCCCAUCAGCAUUUCCUGUUGGUGCCAUGUCUCCGCUGAGCUGUGGCUUUGGACAGCAUCUCGCGGGUAGCUGCAGCCCUGUGGCAAGCGAUGGCGGGAGCUGCUGUAGUAGCUUAGAUAUGGACGUUGAUUUCAGUAUGGAAACUCUACUCUGUGAUAUGGAGCCACUGCCGUUCACAUUGGGCGUAUCCUACGAGGAAGUAUUGGCCAACGAAGACUACCGACAAGACGUGCAGGAGUCCAUUGACCUGCUUCUUGCUUAA